This is a messenger RNA of Penicillium longicatenatum, 1734 nucleotides long. RefSeq names its product fungal specific transcription factor domain-containing protein. Bases 1 to 1734 code for a protein of 577 amino acids. Gene Ontology annotation, molecular function: DNA binding; zinc ion binding. The transcript has 5 exons. NCBI's taxonomy places the organism in Eukaryota, Fungi, Ascomycota, Eurotiomycetes, Eurotiales, Aspergillaceae. Gene Ontology annotation, biological process: DNA-templated transcription. The record is from RefSeq and is a predicted model, not a curated record.
AUGGCUUGCGCCUACUCCUCGCUUCGUCCAGACCUCUAUAUAUCUAAUCCACGAGGACAAUGCUCCUUCAGCGCGGCGCCGAUAGAAGAUGCCAAUGCCUCGCUAGCUCGGCAGAACUCGAGGUUACAGGAGCGGGUGGCUGAGCUCGAGCUCGCUCUAACGUUGAGCUUGCGGGGCCGAGCCGGAGCGCAACGAUUCAGCGUCGGUAACGGCUCGCCCAGCAAUGACAGGCCAAUGCCGACUGCUGGGCAUCAGGCUACUGCCUUUGAGGAGGUUGGAGCCAUCCUAGAUGAGUGGAAUCUCGGCCGGCUGAAGCAGGAGAAAUUGGGAAAGCCAACUUCGGAAAAUGACUUGCACUUCCUUGUCGAGACCCUUAAAUCCGUCCCAGAUAGCUCGACGAGCACCCGAAUCGUCGAGUUCUCCUUGCAGAUGUUGGGAUGGAUCCACUGUGCACUCCGUGCGGACCAAUUUCUCAUCGAGCACGAAGCUUUCCAUAAUGCGCUGAUAGCCGGCACGCUUGAGGUUCUUCAGGAUCACAAGUGGAUGGCUAUUUACUUCAGUGUCCUGGCAGUAGGGAUAUUCUUCAUGGCCGAUGAGGAUACAUCAUCGCUGAAGUUGCCUGUGGUCGAGCCAAGCCCGUAUCCUUUCUCAGUAUCAUAUCACUGGUAUUGUGCGGCUUUCCUGCAGCUCGAAUAUUCCGACGCCAUGGGAAAACCGCAGCUGCAUGUAGUGCAGGUCGCUGCCAUUCUGACGCUUUGCCAUUCCCACUUUGGACAAAGAUACCGGGACAUCAACCUGUCAAGUCUUGCUCAAAAUGCUGCCCGUGCGCUGCAGAUGCAUCGCCUCGGUUCCGAGUCCUCAUAUCCUAUAGACUUGGGGCGUAUCCCAGAAUGGGCGAAUGAAACCGGUCGGGAGCUUGGGCGUCGGCUGUGGUGGACUCUGGUCAUAUGCGACUGGUUAGCAGGUCCUCGGUUCCCCGCCUCUAUUUCGGCAGAUUCAUUUGACUGUAUUCUUUCCGUAGGACGCUUUGACUACAACGUCAUCCUCGGAGGAACUCCACUCUCUGACGGGGUCGUGGUAUUCUCUCCUCUUCUUCACCAAAUAGAGCUGGCAAAGCUUUCACAGGUGCUCCAUGAGUAUAUUCAAACUUCAAAUGAGUCUCCUACAGCACUAUGUGAAUUCUUUAGCAAGCUAGAUGAGCUAGAAGAGGGCUUCGUGUCCAAGGUUGAUCAUCUGUCGGCGAGUUUCAGCGAAGGUAUGAACCUAGGUCAGCAAAUGCCGGUGUGGCUUGCGGGGCAGCGGUCUCAUUACUUGUGCACGAUCAAUUUCAUUCGAUUGAUACUGUGCCGGGUUUUGCUGCAGCAAAGUGUUGCCCAGCUCCCCGCUUGGUCCGAGAUCCGUUCGAGUGGCAUGCGGGCGGCCAUGGCGAUUGUCUAUAUGCAGAAUGUACCGCCGACAUACCAGCUGCUGUGGCCUGUUGACCAAGAGGGUUUGACACGGUUGAUCAAGAACAUGGCCCGUCUGUCUGAGCAAGAACUGCAAGAGCCUACGGUCAAUGGUCCUGGCCACUCUUCAUGGCCGCCUUUAACGGCGGAACAAACGGGCGGCGUCAUGGGUGCUGAGGUGCCUUCCCUGCGCACGCUUGCAUCCUCUCCUGUGCCAGGAAUGAUCAGCGAAUAUGAUCAACCAGACCCGUAUUGGCUCAUGGACAGCAUCAUCUUCCCGGAUUAUUAG